AUAAAUUGUUUUACAUAAUAGAAAAUACAAGAUAAAUGGUAAUUGACUUAGUAUUUAUGGAUAUUCUAUGUUAUCUAAUGUCGUAUAGUAAUGAAAACAAUCUAAAUAAGAGUUCAAAAAUUAAUUGCGACCCAAAAUACUGUACCACCUAAGUCUAUCCCCAUCGUACUAUGUAUUUAAGAAACUAGUAUUGUACUGCGUACUUGUACAAUGUACCAAAGCUACCCACGAUCCAAGUAACAUUGGUUAUGAGGAUGAUAUAAGAUAUUUGUUACCCAAACAAUCAUAAUAUAUAUUUUUUGGAUAAGCACAUAAACUUUAUUUAGAAUUAAAACAGUGAUAGAUGCCAAUCAAAUGCAACGUGUACAAUGGAGGCCAUGGCUCAAGAAUGGAUAUACAUUAACCAAAGAACUCUAGAAAAUAAUCUAUCAUUCCCGGGUCAUGAUUUAUUUGCACCAAAAGACUAAAGUACUCAAGAAAAUAUACUUUUUUUUUUAAUUGGAAGCGUUUUAGACUGAGCAUGGUGGUUGCUUUUGCUGUAAUUUUUGGGCUCAAAUGGAUAGAGUUGUGCAUUGUUACAAAUAUGCUUUGUGUUUCACAGGUCUUCUUGUAAAAAGCUGGACUUGAGUUUAAUGGAAUUUCUUACGUCGUAUGUGAACUGCUAAGUGAUUUGAUACAAACUUAGGUUCUUGAAAUAACUCAAUCUUAUCAUCCACAAAGCAGUUUGUAAUGUAGGACAGGAACAAAAAACAUUCAAAUGGCAACAUUCUAUAAGAAAAGUGGACGGAUAAUAAACGUUAUAAAUAUAGGGGAAGAGCUACUUCUCACUAGGAAUGCUGGGGGCAUGUAGGUGGCCAAAUUUAAUGUCACAAACUUGUUAUUAUUGCUGGCCUGAAGCCCUUGUUUACAUUGUGGCUGUGCCACAAUUUUUUAACAUGCCAUUGAUUAACCAAAGAGUUGUCCUACAUGUCCUUUGUAGAUUGAAUAUCAAAAUCUAAGAUUUCCUUUCCUUUUGCAUCCAAAAUAAAAUGUUGCUAUAGUUUCUUUAACUUGUAAUCAGAUUGCAGGCUUUGAAUUGGGCUUUCCUGAUAAUCUCGCUUAUGUUGGCAAUAAUUCUUUGGUUACAAUCUUGGGAACUGGGCUUCCUCAUGCCUUUCAUUUAGUUGAUACCUCUUUAUCAAUCACUUUUCCCAAGCUUUUUUUCUUGUUGCAAAGGAUAUGCUUGGCAAUCUUUAAAAAAUUCUUUUGCUAGGUUGUGCACCCAAAGGAGUCACAAUCCUAAUUCCCAGGGAAUGUGCCUCUUCUUUUUGUAUCUAAUCUAACUUGUGCAUGGGUAUAUUUAUUUGUUUGUGUGUGUGUGUGUAAGAGCCAGGGGCGUUAGGAUUGUCCACGAAUGAUUAUUGCACUACUUUUCGAGAUGAAUAAAUUAUUGUUGAAGGCUGGGAGAACUUGAUUUCCUAAUUCAUGUACCAGUGAAUAUUAAAUAAAUUGCAUUUUAAGAAAACUGAUGAUUGAGAAAAUAAAUCAAAGAACAACUAAUUAUUGGUGAACCUUCUAUGUGCACCCAAAUGAUCACAAUGAGGAAGGCAUCUUGACUGCAUGUGCAUCAGGAAGGGAGUGCAAAAUGUGAUCAUGUAGGAUCAACGGGAGAGUUCAACUGGUGUUCUUUAGUAUUUAGUUAGUGAGGCUGGAUGUAAAUAAAGCAAUUGAUGUAAAAAAGCCAAACUUGUGAGCCUGAAAUGUGGUGGUGGUGGUUGUCUCACACUGCUUUUAUGGAGGUAGUUAAUCAGUCUCCUAAAAGAUGCAAUCGCAGGCAGCACUUCAGAAAGCCCAUCCUGUAUUGAUAAUAUGGGAAUGACAGAGAUCAUGAAGGCAUGUCACCUGAAUGAGUAUAAAACAUACGUGUUCAUAUAACUAUUUUUGACUUUAUGCUAUAAACAUUCCUAUUGAGAAAUUGUGAGAAAUUUGCAAUUUUUUUAUAAUAGGUUGGUUAGAAUAAUUUAUGUAAUGUAUAUUAACUUGUAGUGCCUUAUAAUGAUUCUAUAGAAUGAUCCUAUUUAUGAACUGAUGGAAUACAGCCACCCCAAAAAAAUAUAUUUUUUGUUAUUUCUUCAAGUUUUAAGGGCAAGAAAUUGAUUAAGUACAUCUGGAUACUUAUAAUUUACAAGUCUCCAACAUAUUGCAAAGAUAUACUUCUAGACAAGAAAAUAUGCGGUGCUAGAUGCCUUAAAAUACUUUAAUCUCGUUCUAAUGAGAUGCAAAAUCAACAAGAAGAGGAUAGCAAGGCCUAAGCAAUUACAUGCUUCAUUAGUAUGAUGAAAUAUUAAACAAUUAUAUAGCUUGUUAUUAUUAGUUUCCUUGGUUUAUUAUAUGUUUGAUCGUGGUUUUAUUUAUUUCCUUUUCUUGGCUAGGGUUAGUUGAGUUAUUCUAGAAGUAAAAGUGUUUAUUUGCUGGUACUUGUAGUUUCAGUAUUUUAUAAAUUUUAAAGCUGGUCUGUUGGUUGGAGUUUUUUAGUUGUAAGAUCCCUACUUUGCAUUGAUUAGGACUUCACACUUCGGUUUGUUUUUAAGGUUUGCAAUCCAACCCAUUAAUAGUUUAGGAAAUUCUAUACUUGAUUGAAUGUGAGUCCUACAUUGUUACUAUUAUCAAGUGCACCAAGGAUUUUGAAGGUUAAUGUGAGUCAUUAGCAGUUUCCAUCAUUUUUGCCUAUUAAAAAAAGGCCUUCUGGGCACCUGCAGAUGGUCCUUGUCUCUAACAAGGGAUUAAAGUUAAUAGAAUUGACUUUUGCUUGCAGGCUAAUAGGCACACGAUUAUUCUGAUGCAGACAUCUCAAAACAGAGCAACUCGAACAUUUAUGGAUUAUGGUUCGAUAAGUCAAGCAAUGGAUGGUAUAUGUGGACUAUAUGAAAGGAAACUUAAAGAUCUAAAUCCAGCCAUCAGGAACAUCACUUACGAUAUUGAAGAUCUCUACGCUUUCAUUGAUGGUCUUGCAGACAUGAGUGCAUUAACCUAUGAUCAUUCAUUGCAGGCUUUCCUUCCAUAUGACCGGCAGUGGAUUAAGCAACGCAUGUUUCAGCACCUGAAGAAAUUGGCACAUUGA
This is a messenger RNA of Ilex paraguariensis (yerba mate), 3100 nucleotides long. The record is from the annotation of a GenBank genome assembly. NCBI's taxonomy places the organism in Eukaryota, Viridiplantae, Streptophyta, Magnoliopsida, Aquifoliales, Aquifoliaceae.